UCCCUCCCUCCCUUCCUCCCUCCCUCCCCCCUCUCCUCGUUUUCUACUCCCCCUACCCACCUCGCACACUUCACACACUCAUCAAAACCCUCAUUUCUCCUCUCUAAACCCCCCCUUCAAUUUCGAUUCCUACGAUCCGAUUCGAUUCGAUUUCACACUGCCCAUGGCCGCUCGCGCUACCCCCAGCCGCGACGCCGCGGCGACGCCUCCCGCCGCGCCGCCCUCGAACGCCCAGAUUCUCCACCACCAGCCGCCGUCGAUCAGGUGCCAUCUCCCGUUCUCCUCCAUGAAUCCGCCCUUCGCUUCUCCCCACGACUACCACCGCUUCUCAACCCCGGGCGGCCGCGCCACCGAUCACCUCUCUGAAGCUCUAGUCAUCAAGUCGCCUCCUUUGAAGCGGAAGAAUGCGUAUCAAAAUAAUGAAGUUGAGUCCAGUGAGUGGACAUCAAGUACAGUGCAUAGGGAUAUAGCUAAUAACCCACUCCGUACACCAGUGUCUGCUAAAGGGGGAAGGCCUAAUAGCCGGUCAAAGGCCACCAAGAACAAUAGAUCCGUACCUUCCACUCCUAUAUCCACUGUUGAUGCUCCUUCCCCUCUCACGCCUGCUGGCUGCCGCUUUGAUAGCUCCUUGAGUCUAUUGACUAAGAAAUUUAUCGCUUUGAUAAAGCAUGCGGAGGAUGGUGAACUCGAUCUAAACAAGGCAGCUGACACCUUGCAGGUCUAGAAGAGACGUAUAUAUGACAUAACCAAUGUCCUUGAAGGGAUUGGCCUUAUUGAAAAGAAGCUGAAAAACAGAAUACAUUGGAAGUAAGUCAGUUUAUACUCUGAGGACUACUAGACAAUAGGUUUCCUAAUCAAUACAGGGAAUGGCAAUAACAUCAAGAACUUAAUGGGCCUGGUUGCUUGACAGGGGACUCGAUUCUUCAAGACCUGGAGAAAGUGAGUGGUAAAUAGGUCCUACUUUCAUUAAUAUAAGGCCAAUUUAGAUCUUGCACGAAUUUAAAAAAAUAUGCUAGUAAGAAAGUGAGUGGUAAAUGGGUCUACUUUUAUAUAUUAGUUUUAUAGUGAAAUGUGAGUGAAAUAAAGUUAAUGUAAUAUGAGAUCUAUUACUAAAAAUAGUAAAUAAACAAAUGAGCCAUGUAUUGGUGGACUGAAAAAAUGGCAAAAUGAGAUGUUUAUAGUAUUUAUUUCGAGGAGCAAGAAUCUUCCGUCACACAUAGAAGAUAAAUAUACAAUAUACUCUAAACAUUGUUCUUUAGGGCCUGUUCAGUGGGUUUGAUAUGGGAUGAUCAGAAUUAAACGAUGCAUAGAUUUCGGUGGAUGAAGCCCACAUAUAACACCCCCAAUUCCAGCGUCCAGUGAUGCAGAUUUCCACAUUGUUUUAAUUGUGAUUUUUAUAUUUAUAAGGUGAUUUUACAUAACUGCCCCCAAUGAAUUAAUAAAUACUAUAUCUUCAAGCGCGAAUUGUGAAAUUGGAAUCGCGACAAAUAUUUUUGCUUUCAAUAAAUAGAGCUGGUUAACAAAAAAAAGGGCAAAUCCUACGAGCAAAUUUCAACCCUCAUCAAGCAAAACUGCAAUCGAAUCUACUUCUCCCACAAGAUAUGAACUUGCUUCGGUUCUCGUUUGUGCCUAAUUUUACGCCGGCGAUUUCUUAUGUCGUAAGUCGAAACAAUAGUCGUGAAUAUUUAGUGAUUGAUUGUAUGAAUUGAGGUUUGUUAAGGUCGAAGUGGGCAGAAUUUUGCAUUGUAAACCGCUUUGAUCAAUUUCUCAUUCCGUUUUGUGAAAUUGCAUUUGUUGUGGUAUAUUUUGGACUGUGAUGUUACUGGGUUCUAUUUUUAUAUGAAACAGAAUUAAUUGUUU
Salvia splendens (bonfire salvia) is the source of this 1860-nucleotide messenger RNA. Its product is annotated as transcription factor E2FA. Gene Ontology annotation, cellular component: RNA polymerase II transcription regulator complex. NCBI's taxonomy places the organism in Eukaryota, Viridiplantae, Streptophyta, Magnoliopsida, Lamiales, Lamiaceae. The record is from RefSeq and is a predicted model, not a curated record. The coding region runs from base 164 to 724 and encodes 186 amino acids. Gene Ontology annotation, molecular function: DNA-binding transcription factor activity, RNA polymerase II-specific; RNA polymerase II cis-regulatory region sequence-specific DNA binding. The transcript is spliced from 5 exons. Gene Ontology annotation, biological process: regulation of transcription by RNA polymerase II.